GAGAGGUCUUUCUGCAGGAGCCAUAAAAGUUGUUUAGCGCUUGGAUCGUGGAAAAUCGGAGACAGGACGGGAAAGUGAUACGCGAAAAGUCUUGAACACGUUGUGGCUCCAUGAGUGCCGCGCAUUGCGGUUGGGAAGAUUUGGACUUCAGGGCCAUCUUCGGUGAGGAGACUUUGGAGAACCGCGAGUCAGUUGAUAUAGCACCGGAUGACUGUGCCUCAUUUUUCAUCUUCAGCAGAGACCAGGCUAAUUCCUCAGUAAGCCAGCCUGUCUGCAUUCCGCACAAUGAACACCAGAUCCACAGUUCAACCCAUUCUUCCGCUUCCUGCUUACAAGACUACAGAACUUAUGAUAGUUCCAGUGAGAUCCAAGAUUACACAUGCAGUUCUUCCUUUGGUCCAAAAUCCUUUGAAUGUCCUAGCAUUCAGAUCACAUCUAUCUCCCCCAGCUGCCACCAAGAUAUUGGAACAUUUGAAAAUGCAGAAAAUAAUAGACCAGAGAGAGAUUAUAUGGACAGACCUUUGCGGGACCAUCUCUGCCUACAUCUUGAGCCUUCCUUUAGAGAGCCAUCCUUAAGUCCCAGUCCUGGGAGCAGCAUAUCUUCCAGGAGCUGGAUUUCUGAUGCUUCAUCUUGUGAGUCUCUCUCACAUAUAUAUGAUGAUUUGGACUCCGAGCUAAAUGAGGCUGCAGCACGGUUUACUCUGGGAUCUCCACUUACCUCUCCAAGUGGAUCUCCUAGAGAGCAUCCAGUGGAAAAAACGUGGCAUGUCUGUAGUGUCAGUCCAUCAUCAAGACAGUCCCCAUGUCACUCCCCCAGAAAUAGCAUUACUGAUGAGAACUGGCUCAGCCCAAGACCAUCUUCAAAACCACCCUCUAGACCUACUUCCCCUUGUGGAAAAAGACGGCACUCGAGUGCUGAUAUUUUUUAUUCAGGUUUAGUCUCCCCUCACUAUUCUCCAGCAACUUCUCCUGGCCCUUCUCCCAGAGGCAGUAUCACAGAAGAUUCUUGGCUUAAUGCAUCACCCCAUCCUGUGCCUAGUCUUUCUUUGUAUCAGUGCUGGCAGGAAACUGCCAUUCCCCUUAAAACCAGAAAGACCUCUGAAGACCAUAGUGCCAGGUUAGCAGGAAAGACAGAGCUAAACACAGAGGAUCUAGCUUGUUUGUCACCAACAGUGGACAUGCCUACAGAUGAAAGCGCCUGUUCACAGCACCCAGUUAUACAAGAUUCUUCCACUGAUCAGUUUCUGUCUGUUCCUUCACACUUUACAUGGAACAAACAUAAAUCAGGACACACGCCUGUUUUUAGGACAUCAUCCUUACCACCAUUAGAUUGGGCACUGCCUAGCCGGUAUGGGCAGUAUGAACUGAAAGUAGACGUGCAGCCAAAGACACAUCACCGAGCUCACUACGAGACAGAGGGCAGCCGUGGAGCUGUUAAGGCAGUCACUGGUAAUCACCCUAUAGUGAAGCUAACUGGUUAUACAGAAAAGCCACUCAACUUACAGAUGUUUAUUGGAACAGCUGAUGACCGGUAUGUGAGGCCUCAUGCCUUUUACCAGGUGCAUCGCAUCACCGGGAAAACUGUAGCCACUGCCAGUCAAGAGAUUGUUAUAACCAACACCAAAGUUUUGGAAAUCCCACUGCUACCAGAAAACAAUAUGACUGCCAGCAUUGAUUGUGCUGGUAUAUUGAAACUGCGAAAUUCAGACAUUGAACUAAGGAAGGGUGAGACUGACAUUGGUAGAAAGAAUACACGUGUUCGCCUGGUGUUCAGAGUACACAUACCCCAAACCAGUGGGAAGGUCCUGUCGCUGCAAGCAGCUUCUGUCCCCAUUGAAUGUUCACAACGUUCUGCUCAGGAGUUACCACAAGUUGAAAAAUAUAGUAUAAACAGCUGCUCAGUGAAUGGAGGAUUGGAGUUGGUAAUAACAGGAUCCAAUUUCAUGCCAGAUUCAAAGGUGAUCUUCCUUGAGAAAGGACAAGACGGAUGCACACAUUGGGAAGCAGAAGGAAAGACUGUAUUUAAAAAAUGUCAGAUGAAUAAUAUAGUUGUGGAAAUACCAGCAUAUCACAACAAGACUAUAGCAGCAGACGUCCAAGUGCAGUUUUACGUGUGUAACGGAAAAAGAAAAAGAAGUCAGUCUCAGAGAUUCAACUACACUCCAGUUUUACUGAAGCAGGAGAACUUAGAAGAUGGAGAUCUGCAAGAAGCUACAGCAGUUUCUCUUGCUAAGGGGAGAGGCAUUUCUGAUCUUCGUAUGAUCCAUACCAGCCUACUUUUCCAAGACCAAAGAUCCAUUUGUAAAACUCUUAAAUCUUCAUCUCCACCUGGUGUAGAAUGCCCUACACAACCAACAUUUACUUCUUCUCUAAAACAUGAGAUUCCCCAAAUAUCAAAAAUUCAAGAACCAUGCACCAGCUCUUCCCCAUCCACUGCUGAUCCUGAAACCAUGGAAAACUAUCCAGUCUCCAUCUAUUCAUCUCCGCAGAAGCAGUCCAUGCCUUACCAGUGUUUCAGUCCAGAUAUACCGGUCUUACCGUCAUCAUCUCUUACUGCCAUGCCUCACACUGGUCAACCAUCUUCUCACACACAUGAUUGCAGGCUAAGGGGUAUUUCCCUAUCUCCUACCAUUACUCACCCCAGACAGAACUCUGCUUCAUCCCAUCCCACUGACAUGUCUCUGGGCAUUAAAGCUGAGCUUGUGGACCAUGAUAUAAACUUUCAGACUAAAGACCUUGAGGACAUCACAUUGGAUGAUGUGGCUGAGAUUAUAAGACGUGACAUGUCUCAUUGAUGCCAGGGAUAUGCCAAAAGCCCUUGGAACACAGCAUAUCUGAAUCUGAUCACGCUGUCUGGAUGGAGAGAACUUGUGAAGAUAAAUUCCUCUCUAUAUUUCUGAACAUUUAUUUAUGAACCACAGAUUUGUAUGCUUCUGGCUUUUAUGUCCCACAAAAUUCAGAGAAAUGGUAAAUUGGAAAUCAUGAUAGAACAUCAGGUGCUACAUGCACUAAUGUGCGCCAUUUGCACCAGCAUCAGCCUAAGUUUGCCUAGAUUUAGUAAGUCAUAGCAACUAACCAGGUGUUUGCUUUGAAUCAGCUGGCCAGUAAAUCCUACCUGCUAAUUAGUUUCUAUGGGUUACUAGACAAGUAGCAAACUUAAGAACAUUUACUACAUUACCACCUUAGGGGCAGCUUUAUCAAAGUUCGAAAUUAAAGCUUAGCGCAGUAAAAUUCCACCACUUUUGAUUUUUCCUGAGAUUUCUAUGGCCUUUUUUUACAGAAUGUACAAUUUGAUGAAUAUACUGCUACAAAUCCCAUAGGAAUAAAUAGAGAAUGGUAGAAUUUUAAUGCGAUAAGCUCUAAUUUACACUUUAAUAAAUCUUCCCCUUAGUGCUUUAGGCUUGUUUUUUGCACUUUGAGUCUUGCCUCAUUUAUAAUGAUCCCUAACAGGCUCUUGUGUUGGAUCAAUUUAAACCAGUGUUAAAUGUUCUCUGACUAUUCAAAAUACAGGGUGUAACUAAAAUAAAUAAUUGUCGGAAAUCACAA
Xenopus tropicalis (tropical clawed frog) is the source of this 3546-nucleotide messenger RNA. It is a transcript of the gene nfatc3, whose product is annotated as nuclear factor of activated T cells 3. Gene Ontology annotation, molecular function: DNA-binding transcription factor activity; DNA binding. NCBI's taxonomy places the organism in Eukaryota, Metazoa, Chordata, Amphibia, Anura, Pipidae. Gene Ontology annotation, cellular component: cytoplasm; nucleus. Gene Ontology annotation, biological process: regulation of DNA-templated transcription. The record is from RefSeq and is marked validated.